AUGCAUAAGGAACAAGUUCUUCUUUUGGCACUCGUGCCAGCAGUCUUAGGCUGCUUGAAUGCAGAUUCUAAUAGCUGCGCAAGUUUCAUCAAGUCGCAAGUCGCAACUGCCUCCCCCUUCUGCGCUACAUUCACCAAGACUGUGGUCACCGCCACAACUGGAUUACCAUCCUGGGCUACCAAUUGCUCUAACAAACCCAGCAUGAUCUCCGCUGAAUGCUCUUGCGCAUACACCGGUGGCUCUAAUCCAACUACCACCCUUGUUACCACUACUCGAGCUGCAACUGCAACUACUACUACCACCCGCGCCGCCACUACCACUGGAAGUGGUGGUACUGGGACUGGAUGCGCUCCUGUCAAUCAGCUCGCCGGCUUCGGUGCCAGUGCCAGUGGGGCUGGUACCUCCGGUGGAACAACCGUUACCUCUUGCUCCGCUUUGACAGCUGCUGCCAAAAAUGGUGGCGUAAUUAAGGUCAGCGGGCUCCUCAGCGGAUGCGGUGUCGUUGAUCUCAUCAGUGGAACUUCUCUCCUCGGUGUUGGAUCGAAUUCCGGUAUUGUAGAUGGAGGUAUCAGAAUUAAGGAUGCAAAUAACGUCAUUGUUCGAAAUCUCAAGUUCAGCCCCGCUAAGAAAGGUGAUGCCGUCUCCCUCGACGGAGCUACCAAUGUUUGGAUCGACCACAACGAGUUCUAUAGUUUGGGACUAGUUGGGGGGAAAGAUGAUUAUGACGGUCUUCUUGAUAUUACACACGGUUCCAAUCUUGUUACAGUAUCUUGGAACAAGUUCCGUGACCACUGGAAAGGAUCUCUCGUCGGUCACAGCGACAACAAUGCCAGCGAAGACACCGGAAAACUCAAGGUUACUUACCACCACAACAGCUUCAACAACGUAAACAGUCGUCUCCCAUCCCUCCGUUUCGGUACAGGUCAUAUGUACAGCAACUGCUACACUAACUGCCCAACAUCCGGUGUCAACUCUCGCAUGGGCGCUCAGGUUCUUGUCGAAAACUGUAGCUUUACCAAUGUCCCACUUUCCGUGGUCACAAACCUGGACUCGGACGCCAACGGUUAUGCCACUGAGCGCAACAAUAUCUUUGCUGGCACUAGCACUACUAGGAUUACCCAGGCUUCCAGCUUCAGCCCACCAUACUCUUACACAAUGACAUCUGCAAGCAAUGCCUGCGGCUGUGUUAACAGCAGCGCCGGUGUUGGUAUUGUCACCUUCUAG
This is a messenger RNA of Orbilia oligospora ATCC 24927, 1224 nucleotides long. RefSeq lists its product as uncharacterized. The transcript has 3 exons. The record is from RefSeq and is a predicted model, not a curated record. Bases 1 to 1224 code for a protein of 407 amino acids. NCBI's taxonomy places the organism in Eukaryota, Fungi, Ascomycota, Orbiliomycetes, Orbiliales, Orbiliaceae. Gene Ontology annotation, molecular function: pectate lyase activity.